Mesorhabditis spiculigera is the source of this 615-nucleotide messenger RNA. The record is from the annotation of a GenBank genome assembly. Lineage: Eukaryota; Metazoa; Nematoda; Chromadorea; Rhabditida; Rhabditidae.
AUGACGAAUCUGCUGCCGGACGACUCGUUCUCGCACCAGCCAGAUGGGAAAGUACCUCUUUCGCGCAAAGUAUGCAUUUUUAAAGCUGAUUGCCCGUGCACGGUGACGCUGAUUUCGACGAUGGACGAGACGGUGCUCGGCGUCACCUACACCGCCUAUACCCUCGAGUUUAAGUUUAUGCCGAUGGAGUCGCUAUUGUCAGAGCCGAAAACGUUCCGCAUUACUACCCGUUACAAGGAGGUCAACAAACUACAGGCCGCGCUCGCCAAAUUGCAUAAACAACUCUACCUCCGCGGCGCGUUCCCCAACUUCCCCCAGCCGAAGCUCUUCGGGAAGGCCGACGAGGCGGCUGUCGAGGAGCGGAAGAGGGCGAUUCUGCAAGUGUUCGAAUUCGUCGUCGACAGCGAGGUGUUGCGCAAGGCGCGCGUUUUGCACGAAUUCGUCCAGAAAGCGUCGGAAAUUGUUGACGCGGCGCCGACGAUCAUCACCCAGCCCCGCGUCACCCCCACUUCCACCACCCAGAUUGAUGACAUCUUUGAGGCACCCGUCAGCGGCCCCUCUUCCGACCCGACGGACGUGCUGGAGCCGAUUCGCGUCGACGAGACUGUAACGAAU